Messenger RNA from Prionailurus viverrinus (fishing cat), 4914 nucleotides. RefSeq names its product tubulin tyrosine ligase like 5 (gene TTLL5). Gene Ontology annotation, cellular component: cilium. Gene Ontology annotation, biological process: protein polyglutamylation; microtubule cytoskeleton organization. The record is from RefSeq and is a predicted model, not a curated record. NCBI's taxonomy places the organism in Eukaryota, Metazoa, Chordata, Mammalia, Carnivora, Felidae. Bases 246 to 3872 code for a protein of 1208 amino acids. Gene Ontology annotation, molecular function: tubulin-glutamic acid ligase activity; tubulin binding. The transcript has 31 exons.
CCAGCGGGCGGUUGCUUGUUGGUUGUUGUAGUAACGGGGGAAGCAGCCGUCGGCGGCGGCCGUGAGCCCGGCUGGGGAAGGAGGAGAGGGUGGUAGGCGCAGAGCGCGGUCCCCGCCCGCCGGCUCCGAGCCAUGGGAAGAUGAGACAGGAAUCAGUGCCACCUAAAUUGUUUGAUCCAGUGAAUCUGCAAGGAAAGGUCUCUGAGGCCCCCCGUCUGCUGACUGCAUGACAAACCCUAAAGGAAAUGCCAGUCGUGAUGGCCCGGGACCUGGAGGAGACAGCAUCAUCCUCAGAGGAUGAGGAGGUGGUAAGCCAAGAGGAUCAUCCGUGUAUCAUGUGGACCGGAGGCUGCAGGAGAAUUCCAGUUUUGGUAUUCCAUGCUGAGGCUAUUCUGACAAAGGACAACAAUAUUCGAGUCAUUGGCGAACGUUAUCAUUUGUCUUACAAGAUUGUGCGAACAGAUAGUCGCCUGGUACGCAGCAUUCUGACAGCCCAUGGAUUUCAUGAAGUUCACCCAAGCAGCACUGACUAUAACCUAAUGUGGACAGGAUCCCACCUGAAGCCCUUCUUACUUCGCACCCUUUCUGAAGCACAAAAGGUUAAUCACUUUCCCAGGUCAUAUGAACUAACCCGGAAGGACCGACUGUACAAAAACAUCAUUCGAAUGCAGCAUACGCAUGGAUUCAAGGCUUUUCACAUCCUCCCUCAGACCUUUCUUCUGCCAGCCGAGUAUGCGGAAUUCUGUAAUUCAUACUCAAAGGACCGGGGACCUUGGAUAGUAAAACCAGUGGCCUCUUCUAGGGGGCGGGGCGUCUACCUGAUCAACAAUCCGAACCAGAUUUCCCUGGAAGAGAACAUCCUGGUCUCCCGUUACAUUAACAACCCCCUGCUCAUAGAUGAUUUCAAGUUUGAUGUGCGCCUCUAUGUGCUUGUGACUUCCUACGAUCCCCUUGUCAUCUAUCUCUAUGAAGAAGGGCUGGCUAGGUUUGCAACCGUGCGAUAUGAUCAAGGAGCCAAGAACAUUCGGAACCAGUUCAUGCACCUGACAAACUACAGUGUGAAUAAGAAGAGUGGAGACUAUGUGAGUUGUGAUGAUCCAGAAGUGGAGGAUUAUGGGAACAAAUGGAGCAUGAGUGCCAUGCUUAGGUAUCUGAAACAAGAAGGUAGAGAUACAACUGCAUUGAUGGCCCAUGUGGAAGACCUGAUUAUUAAGACUAUAAUCUCUGCUGAACUAGCUAUUGCUACAGCCUGUAAAACCUUUGUUCCUCACCGCAGCAGUUGUUUUGAACUCUAUGGCUUUGAUGUGCUCAUAGAUUCUACUCUGAAGCCAUGGUUGUUGGAAGUAAAUCUCUCUCCUUCUUUGGCCUGUGACGCACCUCUGGACCUAAAGAUUAAAGCCAGUAUGAUUUCAGACAUGUUCACUGUUGUAGGAUUUGUGUGCCAGGACCCUGCCCAGCGGGCAUCAACCCGGCCAAUUUAUCCCACCUUUGAGUCUUCCAGGCGAAACCCUUUCCAGAAACCUCAGCGUCCAGUGUCUGCACAGUUUCAGUCCUCAAACGCCAAACAGCGUUCCCGUCCCCUCUCUGCCAGUGAUGCGGAAAUGAAAAACCUUGUGGGCUCAGCCCGAGAGAAGGUUCCGGGGAAGUUAGGUGGUUCUGUGCUCGGUCUGUCAAUGGAGGAGAUCAAAGUUUUACGGAGAGUGAAGGAAGAAAAUGAUCGGAGAGGUGGAUUUAUUCGCAUAUUCCCUACAUCAGAGACAUGGGAAAUAUAUGGGUCCUAUCUCGAACACAAGACUUCCAUGAACUAUAUGCUGGCAACACGUCUCUUCCCGGACAGGGGAAACCCAAGAAGAAGCUUAUUGACAGGAAGAACACGACUGGCUGCUGACGGAGCACCGGAAUUGAAGGUGGAGAGUAUGAACUCCAAGGCCAAACUGCACGCUGCCCUCUAUGAGAGGAAGCUCCUGUCUUUGGAGGUGCGGAAACGUCGACGACGGAAUGGCAGAUUGAGAGCAAUGAGGCCAAAAUACCCAGGUACCUGCUGCAACAUUAGUGAUUCUUCGCAUUUAGUGAUCACUCAACCAGCUGAAAUGAAUGUUAAAACCGAGACAGAGAGUGAAGAGGAGGAAGAAGUUGCAUUAGACGACGAAGAUGAAGAACAGGAGGCUUCCCAGGAGGAGUCUGCAGGGUCCCUUGGAGAAAGUCAAGCCAAAUACACCCCCUCACUGACUGUUAUGGUAGAAAAUUCACCCAAAGAAAAUGCCGCGAAAGUUUCUGAAUGGAACAAUAAAGGUGAACAGUGCUGCAAAAUUGAGACUCAGGAGCCAGAGCCUAAAUUUAAUCUGAUGCAGAUUCUGCAAGAUAACGGCAAUCUUAGCAAAGUGCAGGCCCGAAGAGCGUUCUCUGCCUAUCUCCAGCAUGUUCAGAUUCGCCUGAUGAAAGACAGUGGAGGUCAGACGUUCAGUGCCAGUUGGGCUGCCAAAGAGGAUGAACAGAUGGAGCUAGUGGUUCGCUUCCUUAAACGAGCAUCAAGUAACCUCCAGCACUCGAUGAGGAUGGUAUUACCCAGUCGACGAUUGGCACUUCUGGAACGCAGAAGAAUCUUGGCCCACCAACUGGGCGACUUUAUUCUUGUGUACAACAAGGAAACAGAACAGAUGGCUGAAAAGAAAUCAAAGAAGAAACUUGAGGAAGAGGAGGAAGAUGGGGUGAAUACAGAAAACUUUCAGGAGUUCAUCAGACAAGCAAGUGAGGCUGAACUGGAGGAGGUGUUGACUUUUUAUACCCAAAAAAACAAGUCUGCAAGUGUCUUCCUGGGGACUCACUCAAAAAGUUCUAAAAACAGCAACAGUUAUUCUGAUAGCAGGGCAAAGGGUGAUCACCAUGAGACAAUGGAAGAAGUGAAAAUAAAGCAACCCAAACAGCAGCAGGCAACAGAAAUUCACUCUGAUAAAUUAUCUCGAUUUACCACUUCAGCAGAACAAGAGGCUAAAUUAGUCUAUACCAAUUCUUCCUCUGCUUCUUUCUCUGGUCCUGCUGCUACUCUUCUGCAGAAAAUUCCCAAUACCCACUUGUCAUCUAUCGUUACAACCUCUGACCUCUCACCGGGGCCUGGCCAUCAUUCUUCUUUAUGUCAGAUUCCUCCAGCUAUCCCCAGCAUGUCUCACCAGCCAACAAUUGUACUGAGCACAGUCCCUGACAAUGCUUCUCCCUUCGUGCAUCCUGGGACACAGAACGUACCAAGCCCGGCUGGCCUGCCCCGCUGUCGAUCAGGCAGUUACACCAUUGGCCCCUUUUCCUCUUUCCAAAGUGCUGCACACAUCUAUAGCCAGAAACUGUCUCGUCCCUCUUCAGCAAAGGCAGCAGGGUCAUGCCAUCCAAACAAGCUGCAUUUGGGAGUGGCUAAAACACAAAAAGAGGGAGAAGAUGAUUCUCCAUCCAGCAAACGGUACAACCCAAGUAUGGUUACGGCUGAGCUCCAGCGGCUGGCUGAGAAGCAGGCGGCCAGGCAGUAUUCCCCAUCCACCCACAUCAGUCUCCUCACCCAGCAGGUAACAAACCUGAAUUUGGCAAGUGGCGCCAUAAGCAGAAGCAGCGCUUCAACGCCCCCCACCCUUCGGCCCGUGAUCAGUCCUAAUGGCCCGACAUGGUCCAUACAGUCAGACCUUCAGGCUCCUGAGAGCCACCCCACCCCUCCUGGAAGCAGUCUUGUGACAUCACAUGAUUCUCAGAAAAUCUUGACGCUGAAAGCCUAUCUUCAUGGAGAGUGUAAUUGCCUGGUGAGGAGAUCUGCUUUGCUAAAAACCAGUGCGUUUGAUAGAUCACCUCCAAGUUCCUUAGAACCAACAUCCAUUCUUUGGAACAGCUAUUAAAGCAAAGGGGAAAGUCUAGCCCUUCAAUGUAUAUUGGCUGGAGGUUGGGGGGGGGGGGUGUUCUGCAGGAGGACAGUUAUGGGGAAACAUUUAGCCCUUAUAUGCCACAGUGCAACAAAGAAAGUGAGAUGAAGUUCUAAGUAAAUUGGCUGAUAAGAGAGGGUGAUGUUGAGAAAAAUUUGCCAUAUUGUUGCCUAUUAGCUACAUGCGUAGUAAAGGGAAAUACAGCAUAGUUGACUCUGAAUCUUUGAAUUUGAGUCCAAUGUUAGACAUUCUGAGCUUUUCCACAGCUAACUUUCUUGGCUGUACAGAUAACAUGAAACUCUUAGAAGUUAUUUUCAGGGACUCUUUGCACUAUUAUAUUUUAGUAUUGAGCAAAGAAUAAUAUAAAAACUAGAGAGAACAAUUAAAUCUCAAAAUUUUGAUGGGAGUAGAAAAUGUAUUACUAGUAGACUACAAUGAAUUGAGGUUCAGGAAAAUGGGAUGGAAUUUUGGAUGGAAACAGAAACUAUUAGAUGCCACAUGAAGGAAUAUGCAGAUAACGGAAUCUCAGGGAAGGCCCAGAAGAGAGUGCGCCUGGCCUCCUCCGAGUCAGCCAUUGUACAACCUGCGUCCUACAAACCCCACACACUUGUGCUUUAGUUGGAAGAUACAGCGGCCUGAGUACCACCCACUGGCGUUCCAAGCAAGCGAGCUUCACCCGGCAUCACCACGUCGCCCUCCACGGCUCAGCGCUCCGGUCCCUACCCAGUGGUGCACUGUAAAAAUUCCUGCCUCUUGGCUAAAAGUUUCUCCUUGCUUGAGAAAGUUUCUUUUGUGAUUUGGAGAGUGGAUUUAUGGUACCGAGGAGAUUAAAAGCAGCUUCUGCUGUGAAAGUUUAUGACGUUGCAGUCUGUUCACAGUUUGCAGUUGGAUGAGCAAACCUCCUCUCAUCCUCAGUCUUACUCUUACGUGAUCUCCUCUUGCCCGCUGUCCUACCCCUAACACUCACAGUCCCUGGUGGUCUCCAUGGAAGAGGGCCCUGUUACAGACUCUGAUUUCU